Rhipicephalus sanguineus (brown dog tick) is the source of this 600-nucleotide messenger RNA. RefSeq names its product U1 small nuclear ribonucleoprotein C-like. The record is from RefSeq and is a predicted model, not a curated record. NCBI's taxonomy places the organism in Eukaryota, Metazoa, Arthropoda, Arachnida, Ixodida, Ixodidae. The coding region runs from base 1 to 600 and encodes 199 amino acids. The transcript has a single exon.
AUGGACGUCGCCGAGGCUGAAGAGGCGGCGAGGGGCACGGAGGACGCGAGGAGACAGACGGGGCCACCGGACACGGCGGCGCUUACCGGCGGUGACGCCCCGAAAGGGGUUGUGCCGGGGGGCCUACAAGCUGUAGGUGACUCGUCAGGGUCACCGGGGAACGAUCCGCUGACACAGGUCCUGCCUGCAGCUUCGUCAGGAGGAGGCACCGGGGAAGGUGUCGUCCCAGCGCUGCAAAGAGCGGCGGUUGACUCGGCUGCGUCAACCGAGACGCCUGGGACAGCGACGGACAGUGACCCAGCUGCCAAGGUCGGCGACGUUAAGACCUCCAAGGAGCCACCGCCAGAAAAGAGUGGCGUCCCCAUGCCUACCAAUGCCGUCGCGGCGUCAAAGCGCCCCCACCCCCAGGCCAGCAACGACGGCAGCCAACCGGCUGCCCCUGGCGUCGAGGAGCCCCCUGCCAAGACAGCCCAAGUACGGCGGUCGUCUCUGCGACCGCGCCCGAACGUUUCAUCCGACAAGCGCGGCGGCAACGCCGAGCCUGGCGGGCAAGCUCCAGCGAUUGCGCCGGAUGGCAAUGCCGGCGACGGCACCGUCUAG